AAUCCUAUAAAAUUUAUACAACUUCUACAAUUUUUAGAAGUGAUGCAUGCAUUAUUUGGUUAUACCAAAGGCAGUGCGUUGAUGUCAUUCGUACAAGUAGGAGGUAGAGCAUUUAUAUUAUUCAGUAUGAUCGAAGCUGAACCACGUAUGCAAACUAAACCUGUAGUUUUCUAUUUGUUUCUCGUUUGGAGUACGGUCGAAAUAGUUAGAUAUCCAUAUUACAUAAUGCAAUUAUUAAACAUAGAAAUUUCAUUUUUAACGUGGCUAAGAUACACGAUAUGGAUGCCCCUAUAUCCACUAGGGUUCCUUUGCGAAGGAAUUAUAAUAUUAAGGAAUAUCCCAUACUUUGAAGAAACGCUCAAAUUUAGUCUUUCUUUACCAAAUUCAUGGAAUCUUUCGUUCCAUUUUCCAUCAUUUCUAAAAAUAUACUUGCUCGUAUUUUGUUUGCCUCUUAUGUAUAUGUUAAUGACCCGUAUGAAUAAGGUGCGUUAUACAAAAUUAGGUAUGUCUAAAUUAAAGAGAUACGCAUGA
Colletes gigas is the source of this 531-nucleotide messenger RNA. RefSeq names its product very-long-chain (3R)-3-hydroxyacyl-CoA dehydratase-like. Gene Ontology annotation, molecular function: 3-hydroxyacyl-CoA dehydratase activity. The annotation marks the transcript as partial. Gene Ontology annotation, cellular component: endoplasmic reticulum membrane. The record is from RefSeq and is a predicted model, not a curated record. Lineage: Eukaryota; Metazoa; Arthropoda; Insecta; Hymenoptera; Colletidae. The transcript has a single exon. Gene Ontology annotation, biological process: very long-chain fatty acid biosynthetic process; sphingolipid biosynthetic process; fatty acid elongation.